Xiphophorus maculatus (southern platyfish) is the source of this 1403-nucleotide messenger RNA. RefSeq names its product chromosome 6 C1orf35 homolog (gene c6h1orf35). The transcript has 8 exons. The record is from RefSeq and is a predicted model, not a curated record. NCBI's taxonomy places the organism in Eukaryota, Metazoa, Chordata, Actinopteri, Cyprinodontiformes, Poeciliidae. The coding region runs from base 26 to 949 and encodes 307 amino acids.
ACUCUCGGGACUUUUUCUGCCUAAAAUGUUUGGCUCGUCAAGAUCUGGGGGCCUACGCGGAGGUCAGGACCAGUUCAACUGGGACGACGUGAAAGUCGAUAAACACAGAGAGAAUUAUCUGGGAAACUCCUUGAUGGCACCGGUUGGAAGAUGGCAAAAAGGUAAAGAUCUGACCUGGUACUCAAAAGACAAAAAAACUGGCAAACCAUUAUCCAAAGAGGACGAACUUGCUGCUGUGAAAGCAGCAGAAGAGGAGGCGCUGAUGGCUGCGCUAGGUCACAAAGUUAUAAAGCGACAACCAACUGGUCUUACCAAAGAGGAUCUUGUAGAGGUUUGUAGAAGGGAAGAGGCAGAUGGUGAAGAGAGGAGCGUGGAUCGUAUAUCAGGCUUGGGAAGCUCCAGUGUGGGGUCACGGAAGAUGUUGCUGUCCCAAAAAGAGAAAGAAGCGGCUAAAAUGGGUCUGCCAAUUUUUACACACCACAAGACUGAAGGUCGUCUAGAAACAUCUGCAACAAAAACAUCUGAGAGCGUUGAAAAAUCAGAAGAGACAGAAAAAGGUCUGCAUGAGAGCAAAAAGAAAAAGAAAGAAAAAAAGAACAAAAAGGAAAAGAAGAUGAAGGAAAAAAAGAAGAAAAGGAAAAGACGAGAUUCGUCAACUUCUGAGUCCUCAUCAUCGGAUGAUAACAGGAAAAGACACAGAAAGGACCACCAUCAUCAUAAUCCAUCAUACCAUAGUCAGAGUGGAGCCAGACCCCAUGACAGCCAUUCAAGGGAGGGAGCAAAGGCCGAGCGACAGCCUUCCCGCCCCCGUCAUCGACGGCAGAGGCACGACACAGACUCUUCUGACGGGGGGUCUCCAGCCCGCAGUAACUCUGCCUUCCACAAGAAGGCCCCCGCUGGUGCCACACAAAGCCACAGGAGACGCCAUGACACAGACUCGGACGACUAAUGUCCCGCGCUCCCCCACCAAAACCAGAGAUGCAUAGUGCACACGCAGCGUUUUGGGACCUCCUGGAUCAUGGACAGGCAGGAAAACUGUGAUGCUUCUUACGUUAUGCUUUAUAUCAUACUAUCAGUUCCUCAUGUGGGAAAGAUGAGUUUGGUGUUUCUAUUGAAUUUUGGUGAUGAGCUCUUCUUGUUUCCAAAACAGUUUAUUAAAUUCGCAACUGUAUUUGUUUUGCUUGUUUGUCCAAAACCUUUUUGGCUUUGAUUUUCCAAAGAAUUCCUAUGAGGCAAAAGUUCAGCUUUUUAUGUUUUAUAAUUUUUUCUAUCAUACAUUAGCUGACACUUUUCCCUUCCCAUUGAAACAUAGUAUUGUAAUGUGGACACAGUUUUAAUUUCAUAAAUUAUAAAGCAUAUUGUAUUAGGAUAUUAAUAAACCAAUUUUAGGUUUUUAGUUGAAA